Molecule: messenger RNA, 239 nt
Organism: Staurois parvus
Lineage: Eukaryota; Metazoa; Chordata; Amphibia; Anura; Ranidae
Source: the annotation of a GenBank genome assembly
CCUGAUGAUGAACUCUCUAAAGUGUUACCAAACCCAGGACCCUGCAUUCACUAUAUAUGAUCUCCCACAGACCCUGCAUUCACUAUAUCUGGUCUCCCACAGACCCUGCAUUCACUAUAUCUGGUCUCCCACAGUGUAAACUGCUAAAUACCUUUUCUCAUCAGCAGUUAGAGCAGUCUUGUGACUUCAGCAGAGCACUGGUUAAAGCUUGUAGGAGCAGUUUUCUUUAUACUCUAGGA